Molecule: messenger RNA, 5634 nt
Organism: Betta splendens (Siamese fighting fish)
Lineage: Eukaryota; Metazoa; Chordata; Actinopteri; Anabantiformes; Osphronemidae
Gene: htr4
Product: 5-hydroxytryptamine receptor 4
Exons: 8
Coding region: 1126-2322 (398 amino acids)
Biological process (GO): adenylate cyclase-activating adrenergic receptor signaling pathway; chemical synaptic transmission; regulation of appetite
Cellular component (GO): plasma membrane
Molecular function (GO): G protein-coupled serotonin receptor activity
Source: RefSeq, a predicted model, not a curated record
CGUGGGCAGAGGAGGUGAGGUUGGAGCUGGAGGACGGGUCUGCAGACGUGCGAUGACAGGAUGUCGCUCGUCCGUCAUCGGUUCCGCUGAGUUUCAGUCACGGCUUCGUUAGAGCUCGGGGCGACGCUCGUGUCUGGACCCGUUCUGGACCCGUUGUGUCCUCUACAGGUGUGUGCGUCUUCGGACGCUCCAGCGGGUUUUAUGGCGUUUCCUGCUGAUGUCGCCACUGACUCAUGCUGCAUCGUUACACGCGGUGAGACGGAGCGAAAGGUCAGUGUUUAAUGAGCGCUCGGAGCGCGGGACUCGUCCUGAUUGCCCCCGUUAUUGAGUGUCCUGACAUUCACUUCCAUCCAAUAUCUGAACAAAAUACCACAUGACGUUUUUGCCUGCAGUCGGUUUCUUCCGGCUCUUUGCUGACGGUUCAAGAAAUCCUCAAGAACCGAGUCCUGUUUUGAGUCUAAAUUUGACCAUCAGUCGACAAAGUGUCAGAAAUGUUGGUAAAGAGCGUAACGCAGCUCGAGUCCGGACUCUGCAACGUGCUCUCGUCUAUAUUUGAGCUGAGUCUUGUCUUCAGAACGUCUAAAUCUCACAAAGGGAGGCAUUUUGCAGUAAAUGUAAUCUGGAAUCUGUGCUGAGGCCUCCUCCUCUGCACUUGUUGUGUAAAUGUGAGUGAAGCGAGGGGAAACUUCACCUCUGGGUCCUCGUCCCUCGGCUCCGUCUUCUUCUGCAGUUCAGGGGCCUUGAACUGAGACCGAACUGACAUUUAACAGGGCAAACGGCCGUGAAAUACCAUCUGCUGUCAGCUGAUAUUAGGAAUCAAUGACAUGAGACGAGCUGGAUCCGUCCUGCAAGGUCCACAGACUCUGUCCCUGACUUCCUGCUCUGAUUUCUCUUUCUGCGUGUUUCUCACUUUUCCUAAACGUCAUCUCUUUCGCCGCCUGCUCUCUUUUUAUUUUCAGGCUGGAUGAUGCAGCAGCAGCAAAACCUCUGUUUGCCACAACAGCCUGUGCCUUGACUCGGGGGCGUCGCUGUCACGGUGAAGUGCUGCAUCUGGGGACCCACACGACCAGCAGCUGCAGGCGACUUUAAUCACAGCUGUCAGGGAGUCUCUGCACGCAUGGUCACAUGAAUGUCAGCGCUGCAGGCCAGAUGCCGGUGAUGGAGGAGCUUGUCAGUGAGAGCGACAGCAUGCCAAAGCGGAUGGCUCUGAUCUGCUUCCUGUCUCUGGUCAUGCUGAUGAGCAUCUUGGGGAACCUGCUGGUCAUGGUGGCUGUCUGCAAGGACAGACAACUCAGGAAAAUCAAGACCAACUACUUCAUCGUUUCUCUGGCCUUCGCCGACUUGCUCGUCUCCGUGCUGGUGAUGCCGUUCGGCGCCAUCGAGCUCGUCCACCAGAACUGGAUCUACGGCGAGACCUUCUGCCUGGUGCGGACGUCGCUGGACGUCCUGCUGACCACAGCGUCCAUCCUGCACCUGUGCUGCAUCGCCCUGGACAGGUACUACGCUAUCUGCUGCCAGCCCCUGGUCUACCGGAAUAAGAUGACUCCAAUGCGAGUGGCGCUGAUGAUCGGUGGCUGCUGGGUCAUUCCCACCUUCAUCUCCUUCCUGCCCAUCAUGCAGGGCUGGAACAGCAUCGGCAUCGACGACCUGAUCGAGCAGCGGCGCCACAGCGAGAACAACUCCACGUCCUGCGUGUUCAUGGUCAACAAGCCGUACGCCCUCACCUGCUCCGUGGUGGCCUUCUACAUCCCGCUGCUCCUCAUGGUGCUGGCCUACCAGAGGAUCUACGUCACGGCGCGCGCCCACGCGCUGCAGAUCAGCAUGCUGCAGCGCGCCGGGGGGGCGGGGAGCGGCGCCGCGGGGCCGUCCGGCGCCGGGGACUCGGACUCGGCCGACCACCAGCGCAACCACCGCAUGAGGACGGAGACCAAGGCGGCCAAGACGCUGUGCAUCAUCAUGGGCUGCUUCUGCCUGUGCUGGGCGCCGUUCUUCGUCACCAACGUGGUGGACCCCUUCAUCAGCUACACGGUGCCUGAGCAGCUGUGGUCGGCCUGCCUGUGGCUGGGCUACAUCAACUCCAUGCUGAACCCCAUCCUCUACGCCUUCCUCAACAAGUCCUUCCGCCGUGCCUUCCUCAUCAUCCUGUGCUGCGGGAGGAAGCGCUACCGCAGGCCCUCCAUCCUCGGCUCGGGCGCUCCGUGCACGGCCACGCAGAUCAACGGCUCCACGCACGUUCUCAAGUAUUCUGUCCUUCACAACGGUAACCACACAGAGCAGGAGAAGACGUCUCUGCACGCUGAGUCCCACGAGUCCUGUUUGUGACCAUCUUCCACAGCCGUGGUUCUACAUGGUUCUACAGAAGCGGUCCGUGGGCCUCGCAGCCGGAGCUGAGAUCCAACGCAGCUGCUGUGAAACGCAGGCGGCUGCGAGCGAGUGACGUUCCAGGGUGCGUCUGAGCGAAGGUCAGCUGAUGCUGAGGAGCAGGAGGCUGAAGAAAGCGCUCCCGUCACAUCCACACGCACCCGAUCCGCCGCCCCUGGUUCUGAGGAGACCUGGUGGCUUCAGUGGAGCUGAAGCCAAUGUGAUAAAGGACCGUGUUGGACAAAACGUUGCCAAAGCCGAUAUACAAACAUACAGUGGGAAUAUUUCUGAUGAAACAUGAGGCUCCUUGUUGUUGUUCUGCUAAAACCCCAAUAUUAGGUCGCUAACAGUGUUAUUCAAGCAGGCUGAGUUCAGAACAAUAGUGAAUUUGGUAAACAUCCCAUAAUAAAACAUCCAGCGUUUUAGCCCAUUUUAGCCUUAAGUCAAACCAGAACCUGUUCGUCCCCCUGGUGGUGUUACAUCCUUGAGCAUCGACAGGCGCUAACGCGUUUGUGAUGCUGCACGUGCAGCGGGUGGAGGCUGCGGUUCGAGGCUCACACUCCGGUUCAUCACCUCACAGCUCUGUGUCGCAUUCAGACACGAAGGAGCCCGAGCUGCUCCAGGACUUCACAGGGUCUGCUGUGUGUGUGUGUGUGUGUGUGUGUGUGUGUGUGUGUGUGUGUGUGUGUGUGUGUGUGUGUGUGUGUGUGUGUGUGUGUGUGUGUGCGUGCGUGCGUGCGUGCGUGCGUGCGUGCGUGCGUGCGUGCGUGCGUGCGUGUGAAUGACACUUUUCCUGUGGUUCUGCUCCAGAUCAGCCUCCUCGUUUCCUCGUGCUACAUCAUUAAUGACGGACUAUUAAUUAAACAGUAGACUUUGAGCUGUGGGGACGAGUCAGUAGAUGCUCGUCGCUGUUGCACAUGCAGCUCCUGAAAAAGUUUGAACUUUCUCCAAAAUCAGCUGUUUGGAGAAUCAAGUUCUUUCAUCGUAGACCCACUUUUGCUCCUCAUUUCAUCCUGUAAGACCCACUGGCCACAGUUGACACGGGACUAAUGUGGCUGUAAAGCAGAUUCACCCUCUGGUGAAUGGUUUGUUUAUCCUUUGAACGUGCAGGUUUUAAGCUCAACUUUAAUAUUUAUACAACUAUAAAAUUAUUUUUUCAUAACUCUAAUCUUCUAAAGGAUCAGACGACUCCUUAAAAUUUAGAAUCGGGGAAAACAUUUCUAGUGUACGUCUUUUCAUUUAUCAGUCAAGCACCUGCUAUAGUUGAAGCACAGAAGAGGUGAACUGACACGCGAGCGCUCAAACACUGGCUCAACGUGGGGCAGUGGAGCUAAUUACAGAUGCUCACAGAGAUGAAGCCGUGGCCCAGUUCAGGGAAUCACAGUUUACAUGAAAUAUCCUGAAACAUCACCAAUGACAGCAGCUGUCAUGUUUCUGCAGAUGCAUAAAUAUGAGUGUCACGAGGUACAUUUUUCCAGGAGCGCGAAGGAGUGGAACCAGUGCUUCUGCUGCAGAGUCCAAGAUUAGAGAUAAGAGGAGAUCAUUAAUACACCAGAAAUUGCUCCUCAUUGUUUGGACCUGACUUCAUAAUAAUAAUAAUAAUAAUAAUGAUUGAACUUCAUUGAUCCCACAUUGGGUGAACUAUUCUCUGCACUUGGACCCCUCCCCUGGGGAGCAGUGGAGCUGCUGCUGCUGUGAUCUGAGCGGUGAUUCACUGUGACUCUGGCUUCUUUGCAGCGUGAUCCAGUUGUCUGUCGUCCAUCUGUCGUCCCACUGCACUAAACUCCUUCGGACCUUCGUGUGGAAACGUCAAACUUUAAACCAAGUUUGAAACAAACCAAGCUUCUUUCCUACAGUGGUUGAUUUUAAGAAUCAUCAUGUGAUGAAGCUCGUGCAGGUUUCUCUCCUAUGGACGAUCUCAGUGGUGUCUUUAAAGCCACAUCCUUCAGGCCUCAGAGUUUGAACGUUUGCUGGAGGAGACGGCGUCUGUGCUGCUAAAUGUCAGGCUGUUUUUGACUUUCUAUGUUCUGCUGUUUCCUGUUCAAUACCAUCGACUGUCUGCAGCUUUGUCCGUCUGUUCCUGUGUGAGCGUGUGUGGAGCUGAGCUCAGUUUAGUAUCGCAUCCUUCAGAACAGGGAACCAACACGUCUUUGCUAUAAGGGGGAACAUAGACACAUAAAUCUAAGGUCAAAUGGGCCAAAUUAUUGCCGUUUCCUCGUCCUGAUGAACUCGGAGUGUGACGUUUGCUGCAGAUAAGAGGCUCAGCCUUUAACGCUCAGACUCAGUCACAGUGAAUGUUUUUUUGAGCCGACAUUUUUCUUAUCAUAAAAGAGGCACAAAGGCCAAUUUCUACAUCUUCCAGCCUGAAAACAUGUGAAUGCAGGGUCCUGGCUUUAGAAAUAAAGAAGGUUAAAAUGAAUAAAUAACAGAAUGAUCCAAAGCCAAAAGAGGGAGCUGGUGGUUGUUUUCACCUCUUAUGUUGUUAACCAAAUUCAAAUCAAAGAACAAACGGGUGAAGUUUCCCCCGUAAAAACAGCUGGAUGUGCGUCGGACUUGGAUCCAGGAAGCGGCUACAGUAUGUUCGUCCUCUGUUAACUCAUCUCCUCCAGGUGACGUGAUGAUUGCUGAGGCUUAUCGUCUUCAUGAAUCGGGGGAAGAUAAUUAGGGUUUCAUUUAAGUCCAUUAGGAAUCCAUUCAUUUUCUUUUCACCUUCAGCAGAAUUUGUAGCCUCUAAAACAUCCGACCACAACCUGCUGUCACUGUCAGUGUCGUUGGCUGCUUCAUUUUCAGCUUCCUUCGUUGCUGGAUAAUAUUCCUCAUGUUAUAGGUAAUAUUUAAUAGUCAGUUCUCCGCACAGCCUUUUUGCAAUUAAUUAGCGAAAUAAAAAUAUGCUUUGUCAUAUUUCAAGCCUCAUACCUGCCUUAACAAAUACCCGCUGUCUGAUAUAAUGAUUCAAAGUAUUCUGACUUCCUGAGUUUUAAUCCACGUCACUCCUUCUGCUCUGUAUCUCUUCCAUCUGAACAAAACCAAUAUCCAUUUACAUUCACAGCUUUUAGCAUGAAUGUGUAAAUAAAGAAAAAAGGUCCCACAAGGAGACAAUACGCGACUUUUAUAAAACUCUUCAGUAUUUAUUUUGACAGAACAAAAUGGAUAUUUUCAUGUAUUAAGAACAUCAAGGCUUCUCUUUCAGGGAGCUGAAAUGUGUAUGACUUUUUCUGUUGCUAUGUGACAGUUCUGAUAAAGGCUAAUUAAAGAUUAAAGCGAUGUUGAUAA